Molecule: messenger RNA, 831 nt
Organism: Racocetra fulgida
Lineage: Eukaryota; Fungi; Glomeromycota; Glomeromycetes; Diversisporales; Gigasporaceae
Source: the annotation of a GenBank genome assembly
UUAGACCAUGAUGAUGAGGAAGGCAUAAAAGGGGAAUAUAAAGAUGAAACUUACUAUAUUAAAUAUAAGGUACUAACCCCCGAAUAUCUGGAUUGGUAUUCCAAAUUAACUGAUUUACCAACCACUAUAUCUGAUAAACUUCGUUCCAAGUUAUAUAAAAUAUAUAAGAAAAAAACUGGCCUCAAUCCCUGGAGGAUGUCUGAAACUCUCGAACCCCUACAAAUCAAAAAGACUGAUAAUUACCUUUCACAGGAUUGCAUUAUCAAAAUUUCUAAGUUUCCAGAAGAAAAAAGCACAAUCCAUGAAGCAGUACAUAAACGUUUCCCUUUCUUGUCAUAUACUAAAUCGAAUGCAUGGUACCGAGAUGUUUUUAAAUAUACAGAUCUAGAAGCUAAAUGUCCGAUAUGUAAAGAGGUACAUACACAUCGAGGUAUAUGGGGCGACUGGAUAAGUGUACUAAACAAAACCUGUCUUUAUCAGCCAGAGGCCAGCUUACGCCAAUAUGCCAUCGAACAUGGAAUGGAUCCCGAGAAAUUUUCGGUCAUUACUGAGGCUGAGAAAAAUAGAUGGGCUAUGGGUUGUUUUCCCGCUGACUUGGAAAGAGAUAUACGCUUCUAUCGUGGUGGAAUAGAAAGGAAUGAAGAUACUAGAAAAUAUCACAAAUUUCUAACAGAUCGGGAUAGGCUGGUUGGUGAAGAGUUAUUACGUCGAAGUAUACUAAAGAGUGGUUUAAGUACUGCAUGGCUUGAUGAUCUUAUGAACGAAUGGGAAAAAAUCCAUGCUCAAUUCACACAGAUAUUUUUUGAGGAAAAGUCUUUAUUUGUACCGCAG